Polychytrium aggregatum is the source of this 1372-nucleotide messenger RNA. RefSeq lists its product as uncharacterized. The transcript is spliced from 7 exons. Gene Ontology annotation, cellular component: Golgi apparatus. The record is from RefSeq and is a predicted model, not a curated record. NCBI's taxonomy places the organism in Eukaryota, Fungi, Chytridiomycota, Chytridiomycetes, Polychytriales. Bases 76 to 1032 code for a protein of 318 amino acids.
CCUCCAUCAGCCCAUCGGCCUAUCCGUUUGUUUCUGCUGCAACCAAGCACCUGUGCAGAGCCCGCUGCUGCAACCAUGAUUCCGCCCAGCAAAUUUGGUCGGGUCACGCUGUGGGCCGUCUUGGUUGAGGGUGUCAUCAUCACGGCGCUGGAGAGCACCAUCUGUGCGCUGCUUGUCAACAACGCCAAGGAGACGCCUUUGGCCCAGACCUCAGCCAGAGGCAUCCCCGUCUAUCUGGUGAUCUUCAUUUUCGCCCAGCUGUUCCAGAUUAUUCUGUGCUGGGAUGCGGUCUGGCACAAGAACACGAUCCAAAUCAUCGGCUUGAUCCUCUUCAACCUCUGUAUCUGCGGCUACUCGAUCUUCCAGUACACCCAGAUCCUGUCGGCCAUCCAGACCAUCUUCAACAACUUCCCUUCGACGGAUCUGCAAGUGGCCCGCGGUAUCCUGCUGUCCAUGCCCGUCAUUGCCUUCAGCUUCCAGUUCGUGCUGUUUUUCCUUGGCUGGCGGCUCUACAAAGAGUAUGGAUGGAAGAUUUACAAAACCAUCGGUGCUGACCCCAAAAUGAGAACCAUGUACCGAUACUACCAGAUCAUGCUGCUGCUGUUGAAGCUCGAUGUGUUCUUUGUCUUUGGCUUUGGAAUCCAGUAUGUCGUGCUGAUCUUGGAUCCAACCUCGGCCGAGUUCUAUCUGACGGUGAUCAUGUUCCCCAUCAUGAUGGUCUUGCUGGCUGCGGCCGUUUACGCGAUCCGGAAAGAAGACAAGGUCAUCACCUAUCUGUUCCUCUUGGGCCUGGCCCUUGGCAUGGGCUACCUGAUCUUCAAGAUCGUCCGCAUCUCCACCGACCCAUCCUCAUUCCUCGACACGGCCCAUUUCCUCACCUUCUUUGCCUCGAUCUCGCUGAUGCUCUGCAUCCUGACCUUUAUCAACGCCAUCAUCUGUCUCCGAAGCUUUGGAUGUGGAAUGAAGCAGCAUCUGUCAUCUCGCACCGAAGCCCGCGACAUAAGCAGCUUUCCCUCAGCACGCAACAUCUAGACUUACUGUGGACUGCCCUUUGCCACUGCACUCGUAAAUUGGGGUAUCGGUGUUGGCUCAAGUGAGUCCUUCGCCUCCAAGAAGCAGAAUCGUCCGGAAUGGCUUGGUCCCUUCGUCGAUGACCCGAGCAGGCCCGUCUUCCAAUCGUGUCCCCGGCUUGUCCUCUCCAAUCUCUGCCCUUGUUGCCUUUGGUCUUCGUUCUUCCUGAAUCCAAUCCCAGUCAGGCCUUUGCAAUCAAACGUGUCUUUCCCAGUCCUUCUCACGGUGGCUGCGUUGGCGAUGACGGCUGGGUGAGGCCGAGGCGAUGCCGUUGAUCGUCUCAGGCCGAAGCAGGUGGCAG